UCAUUGGCAGCCAGGACGCGCAGUGGUGGCGCACGUAUCUGCAGCAUCUCAAUGGCGAAUGGUGGCUACACAUGCCGUGGACGUUUACGGUGCAUAGCCGAUACGUCAGAGACGUGAUGACGGAGAAACGGAAGCCUAUUCCGCGGAUUAUGCAGUGAAAGCGAUGCGAUGCUUUAUGCGACUUUGACUCAGCGGAAGUUUUUGGCCAGGAAAACUCGGCGAGCCGAGGCUUUGGGGGCGUUUUUGUCGAUCGGGAGGCCCGGCGAAGGUGGGCUGAUUUACGGACCUUGUCUGACCGGCGAGGAUGCCGGACAGCCCGGCGUUGGGGGGAUUAUUCAUUAACGGCAAGUCUUUUUUCAUGUGAUUGAUGAUUUGUUUGUGCAGGGUGUAUUUGCAUUUUGCAUCAAAGGUAUAUACAUUUGGGAGAAGAUUGGUGCAUGCACUUUGCGAGGCUUAUAUUACAUGGAUAUGCGUGUAUGAAGCAUUGGACGGGGCAUUUACAUGGAGUAGAUAUUUCUUCUUCUUUUCUUUUCUUUUCUAUUUUUAGCAGGUAUGGCAUUUGGGUGCAUAUUACGCUUGAUGGGUGUUUAUUAUAGAUGAGCUUGCAUGGCGUGGACGUUAUUUUAUGGAGCUCUUGAUACGUAUAUAUUAUAUAUUCCUGUUG
Trichoderma virens Gv29-8 is the source of this 664-nucleotide messenger RNA. RefSeq lists its product as uncharacterized. Bases 169 to 342 code for a protein of 57 amino acids. The transcript has a single exon. The record is from RefSeq and is a predicted model, not a curated record. NCBI's taxonomy places the organism in Eukaryota, Fungi, Ascomycota, Sordariomycetes, Hypocreales, Hypocreaceae.